This is a messenger RNA of Rosa chinensis, 720 nucleotides long. RefSeq lists its product as uncharacterized. The record is from RefSeq and is a predicted model, not a curated record. The transcript has a single exon. Gene Ontology annotation, molecular function: nucleic acid binding; RNA-DNA hybrid ribonuclease activity. Lineage: Eukaryota; Viridiplantae; Streptophyta; Magnoliopsida; Rosales; Rosaceae. The coding region runs from base 1 to 720 and encodes 239 amino acids.
AUGGAGAACGUUGAAAUAGAUACUGCACAAGUCGGCCAGAUGUAUCACGAGCCUUGGCUACUAUAUUUUGAUGGCUCAAGCACCAGUGACUCCGCCGGGGCAAGAAUAGUGAUUGAAUCUCCAACCGGCCAAAAGCAUCAAUAUGCCUUCAAACUGGACUUUAACUGCACAAACAACCAGGCUGAAUAUGAAGCCUUAAUCAUUGGCUUGGAAGUAUUGGAAGAGCUUGGAGCAACACGAGUUAAAGUGUUUGGGGACUCACUACUAGUCAUCAAUCAAAUGCUCCAGGUUUUUAGAUGUUCAAAUCUCUCGUUGGCCACUUAUUAUGCCGCCGCACAACAACUGCUUAGUUGUUUUCAUGAUGUGGAAUUUCACCAUCUUCCGCGAGAACUCAAUCGUGAAGCGAAUGAAAUGGCUCAAAUUGCUUCCGGCGUCAGCAUUCCAGCAGGCCAGACUAACAAAAUCAUCACCAUUGAGAGAAAAUCGUUGCCAUCUUUGGCCAAGAGGGGUAUGCCGGCUGAUGUCUUUGAGCUUGACGUGCUACUUGGUGAUUGGAGAUUUUACAUAAUCCAACACCUUUUGAUGAAAACUGAUGGCGGUGGGAGCCGAAAAAUUAGAAUGUUGUCUAGCAAGUUCACAAUUAAAAAUGGUGAACUGCUAAGGAAAAGUCCUGAUGAUGACCUUCUUCUUCAUUCCUCAGCUCCGAAGAUGCCCAGCUAG